This is a messenger RNA of Pseudomyrmex gracilis, 5013 nucleotides long. RefSeq names its product rap1 GTPase-activating protein 1-like. Gene Ontology annotation, molecular function: GTPase activator activity; protein binding. NCBI's taxonomy places the organism in Eukaryota, Metazoa, Arthropoda, Insecta, Hymenoptera, Formicidae. Gene Ontology annotation, biological process: activation of GTPase activity; regulation of small GTPase mediated signal transduction. The record is from RefSeq and is a predicted model, not a curated record. The transcript is spliced from 9 exons. Bases 950 to 3286 code for a protein of 778 amino acids. Gene Ontology annotation, cellular component: cytoplasm.
CAGUGCGAGGUCACGUGGGUGAUCGUAGAACAUACAAUCGUCGCCCUGUUUCUCUGUUCAAUCUAUUGCGCUUCUAAGCGCAGUUGUUCGCGCGCGUUGCAUCGAACAAGAAGGUCCCUCCACAAUCACUUCGUUGCAGAUCUUUCCAAGCGUUUAUCCGCGAACUUUCUCUAUUUCGAUUUGGUGCGUCGAACGUCGCGUUUGAUAAAAAAAAAAAACACUGCAACGUUUGCUUGGACAGUGGUAAGAGAAAUAAAGAAAGAAGAACCAUUUCAACUGGUGUGUGCGUCGCGUUUCGAAAGGAACAAAAUUCGGAGCAGCGAUGACAACCGUCGCGAUCAGCGACGAAAAUCGUCGCCGGGUGUCUAAAUUGAAAAAUUGGACACUGUGAUUUCAUCACGUCUUUUCAGCGGUAUUGUAUCUUCUUUUUAUCGCGCGCGCGCGCACACACACAUACACACACACACAUACAUUGGAUGCGCAAUUUGAAAAGAGAAAUAUUUAUAUUCCGAAAGAGGAAAAGUUAUUUUGAUCUCUCUCUCCGAAACGGAGCUAUUGAAGUCGCUUUCAUGCAGAUUACUACAAUAUCGCGCAAAAAGUCGACAAGAAACCUAUAAGUAGCUACUAAUAAGAUACUUCUAGACGGUGGAAAUAUUUCGACAAUAACGCGCACGAGCGUGACAACGUGAAUCGCGCGUGUCUGCUCGCGAGAAGAUUGUGCUCUUACCCGCGUUUUGCCGCGGGAUAGAAAGUAAAUUCGCACAAGGUUUCGAGCUCUCGAUCUUCGACUCGAGCGGUCGGUGAGCGGGUAAAAACGAGAAGAUCGUCGAAGAAGUGGAGUACACGUAUCUGGAUGAAGUUAAAAUUCGACGCAAGCGUUCUUCGUAAGUUCGAUCGCCCGGUCCGGACAAGUGAUCUUUAAACAUCGGUUUUUAUCGCGACCGCGGUUAUGAUGGGAGUACUGAGAUGGAGGCACGAUCUCAGAUCGGAGGCCGCGGCUCAGCAACAGCAAGAACAACAGCAACAGAGAUCGGCGGAGCGAUCCGCCAACACGCACACGUUCCCGAAGCUGCUGUCGCAGACUCCAAGAGAUGACAGAACGACGUCGAGCCCCGGUAAUGCACCCAGCAAUCACAUUCCGGCGCUGUCACCGUCGCCGGUGGGUGAUGCACCCUUGGGUAGGGCACUUAUGGAAGCGGCCUUGCAGCAGCAGACCGCGACCGGCGUUCAACCGCCCCUGGUCGUCACCCCGUCUGGAUAUUGGGUCGAUGGUACCGAUCAUCGACAUAAUCUCGACUCGGCCGGCAGAGCGUUGCUACCGGCGCAGCCAGCUUGGGAGCAACCCAGGAUAGAUCAGGACGACACGGCGAAGUGCUACCGCCGUUUUUUCGUUGGAAGGGAGCACGUGAACCUCGUGGGAAGGGACGGUGAGAACGGCCCGGUCCUGGUCUCGGUGAAGGCCGAGACGGUCGCCGGACAGGAACACUGGCGGGUGUUGUUGCGACUGCGAGCAGGAUCGACCCACGAUUUGGUUCCGACCGCGAAUCUCGGCUCUCCUACGCCGACAAAAAUGGUCAAGGCAAUCAACGAGACGCUAAAUGUGAGCCCGUUGAUGCCGGUUAUGUGUCCCGGCGCAGGAACUCUGAUAGCUCGAUACGACGAGCACGCCUUGGUCUCCAGGUUCAAAUUUGGCGUUCUCCAUCAGCGAGCCGGCCAAGUGACCGAGGAACAGCUUUUCGGUAAUCGGCAGAUUACACCAGCCUUUCAGGAGUUCCUUGACUUGCUCGGUCAGAAAAUUGACUUGAAGGAUCACAAAGGUUAUCGAGGUGGUUUGGACACUCGGCACGGUCAGACUGGAGAUUUUGCGGUAUACGAGGUAUUUCGAGGCCGAGAAGUACUUUUCCACGUGGCCUCGCUGUUGCCGUACAGUCCGGGCGACUCGCAGCAAUUGCAGCGCAAGCGACACAUCGGCAACGACAUCGUCGCCAUCAUAUUUCAGGAAGAACCGACGCCCUUCAGCCCGGACAUGAUUGCCAGCCACUUCUUGCACGCCUUCAUCGUUGUGCAAGUCAUCGACCCCUGCACUUCUAAUACGAGGUACAAAGUCAGCAUAACGGCGCGCGAUGACGUUCCCUGGUUUGGACCGAAUUUGCCAACACCUGCGGUGUUUCUGAGAGAAGUCGAGUUCAAAGAGUUCUUGCUCACGAAGCUCAUAAAUGCCGAGAAUGCCGCUUACAAGGCUGAUAAGUUCUCUAAGUUAGAGUUGCGGACUAGGUCGGCUUUGUUAGAAUCACUGACAGAAGAACUGCAAACCAAAACGGCUGAGUUUCUCGGCGGUCCAUUAGGCUUGGGAAAUUCAAGUUUGAAUGUAUGUCCGGUAAGUCCGACAACAGGCGAAAUAUCUACAUCGGGAAGUAGCGGUAGCGGUUCACGGUUUAUCGAUACCGUGCGCAAGGCACUGAUCUCGCGUGUGAGAAACGCAUCGACUGAGAGCGUGCCUCAACAGCUGGCUAAAAAAGGUCAACAAAUGGAGUCCAGUCCACCGAGCAAUCGACAAUCAUCGUCCGCUAUAAAAGUGAACAGCAACAAGCGCUCGGUGGAGCCGUCCAGUCCUCUUGGCUCGCCGGAUUUAACUCUGAGAAGAGACUCUGAACGCGCUAGUCUCGGCAGUCAGGACAGCAGUCUAUCCAAUACCGACAACCAAGAUAGCAGUCUGACGACAUUGCAACAAGACGAAUAUGAUCGUAGAGAAUCACAGAACACGAGUGUAGUCUGUCUCGACGGUGACACCACAAUUAUCGACAAAACUCAAACGCUCCCGUCGACGACGGUGCAGCGAUUGACAAACGAUAAUCUGCGUACACAGGAGAAAACAACAACAACAACAACGGAGGUAACGCAGCGAGUAAUUUCGGAGAGUGACGACAGUUCGCUUAACAGUGAACUUGAGCUCGAUCAAGCCGUGUAUCCAGAUAGUGACACAGGCCUCGAAUCUAUGAGUUCUGCAGAGACUCACGACACUACAAGAUGUACAAGCAAGGACGGUGUCGUUGAGAACGAGAACUUGAGGAUGGAGGUUACUAGGCUGAAAUGCGACAAGUUGGAUUUGUUACGACAGAAUGUGACAUGCCAGCGCGAACUGAAACGUCGUCGAGAAAAGGAACUGCAACUGGAAUCCGAUCUGGCGGCGGCAUCCAAAGAAAUUUUACGGUUACGAGCGAUGCUGAAGGAGUGUUCCACGAGCAUUCCGCUAGACAACAAUAACCAACAGACGUCUACCGUGUAAAAUUAGCGUGUGAAAGUAUGUUUUUAGGCGCGAGGCAAAAGUUGCUAUAUAUAGUGAGAUAUUAAAAGAUAUCCCCCCGAGAAGGGCUGCUGCGAUCGAAAGUCGCGUGUGGUGUAGUUUCCAAAGAACGGUCGAUGAGCAAAAUAAUAAAUGCGUCUCUAGUAGAAAUCGUCGCUGUAGCAUAUUACAUGGUUUUCGCAUAUACAUUUUUUUUUUUGUUUUUAAAUCUCUGAAAGUAACAAAAUCAAAUAAAGAAAUUGAUUCUUAAGACCGGUAAUCCGAUCUUUUAUUUAAGAUAACCUUGAGUUUAUCUUAUGAUGCUGUACAAAUCAUUGGCUACCAUAAGUACCGGCCUUAGAAAUCUGAAAUUUCUUUGGCCAUUUUGUUCGUUUUACGUUACUUUCACGCACAGUCCGAUGUUGAGAUUAUUCAAAUUGCGAAAUACCAAUAAGCGUUUAAAAAACAGACGCAUUAAAGACAAAGCAAAUUGUCUUUUAGAGACGUUUAAAACGUCUCGUUACUUAAACACCAUGUACCUUCCGUUCAUCAGGAAUUGUUCAUCCACUUCCAAAGGUCUACCAUUAUAGUGCUUUAUAAAGGCAUGUAGAGAAUUUGCAAUUUAGAAGCUUUAUCACGAAGAUUAUUCAUUCAAAUUGAGCUUUCUUUUUUCUAGAUAAAAAAAAUCGGCUAUACGUUCUAUAAGUCAUGCGAUUAUUUGAAGUUAUGUAUAGUGAUUCGAGACAUCCUCGAGAUACUUGCAGUAUAGACUUGUUUGACUUAUAAAACACAUAAUAUUUAUCUAUAUAUUAAUUUAUUAAUAGACUUAAGUUAACCACUUGUAGUCAAUAUACAUCCGUAGACGUAAUAAUAAAAUUAAAAAAAAAAAAAGCAGUAGAGAUAUCUGAUAUUUGCCGUUUUAGAGAACGAGAUGGAAAUUUAGCUACCACUCGUUGAAAACAAAAAGAGAUAAAUUAAAAAUUACUGCGAGACGUUGUCUGUGUAUCGAUUACAUGUUAGAAAGCUAAUACGUAACUUCUCGCUUCUUCUCUUCCGUAGCUCGGAUUAUUCAAUUUCCGACGGACAAAAACUUCUUUCUGGGCUUCGACAAUGUGAUUUUUACACAUUACAGGAAGAACCAUGUAUCGCUUGUUACAGUAUUUGUCAUAGUAGACUUAUCCGAUAAGAGACCCCAGUUUUACUAGUUUGUUUUUUUAGUAUUAGAUAUCAGAAUAGUUUUGUAGAAACACUUUUGAGGUUCACACUCGUCGAAACACCACUUUCGCGUGCUAAUUUAAGCAGAAACCCAAUUUCCAAUAAUGAUUUUUACUUAUCGCAUACAAUAUAUACAGCACCAAAUCGGUUAAAUGUAUGUACACAUCACAUGUCACAAGGAAGUAUCAAAACUCUUUGUCGCAUACACAAAUAGAAAGUGUUAUCUCUCUCACCAUCUAAAUUAAGUAUUUUGUAUUUGUUUGUAAUUGACAAAGUGUCAAUUCUAAUGAGUUAUUUCUUGCAACUAGUAUUAAUACGACACACUCUUACCAUUAUUUUUUAAUUAUAAUUGCUUAUUCUUAAUACUUUUGUAUUAACAUCGAUUGUAAUUUGUAUUAUCUUUGUAAAUAAUCAUUGAAAUAGGCUGACACUCAAAGGCGUUAAGCAGACCGGCACAAAGAAGAGGAACAACGACGUUCACUCACGUAAUACCAAAGUUUAAUGUAGUAAAAUUU